AUGCAAGGCUUCCAUAAUCUGACUCGCCGACUGGACACUUCACAACAGUCACCAAGUCCAGUAGUCGCUCCUCCUGUGGCCGUUCCUGUGGGUUCUCCUGUCGUGAUGGGUAAUGUACAUAAGUCCCAUGAACCGAAAAUUUCUUUCCCCGAAAAAUUUAAUGGGGAUAGAUCCAAAUUUUUUGUCUUCCAGGAGGCAUGCAAAUUGUACCUUAGCUUCUUUCCUCAAUCCUUUCCAACUGGUGAGGAGAAGGUCAUGGGAGGUAAGAACCAGACCUUCAUUCAACAAAUACUACUUUUGGGGUUCCAAGUUCCUAACAGCUUUAGAAUUCCCGUCUUCCUCUUGGUGAUUGUAUUGUACAGUGUCACACUAACUGCCAAUGUCACAAUUGUUAGUCUGGUUUCAUCAAACUCCAGUCUGCAUCAUCCAAUGUUCUUCUUCCUCAGUCACCUUUCUUUGUGUGACAUUAUACUGAUGACCACUGAUAUUGUGCCUGUAAUGUUGCACGGCAUACUUGAAGGUGGAGUAACCAUGGGGACUUCUGCCUGCAUAACCCAACUUCUGUUCCAUGGUUCUGCAUUAACCUCAGAGUGUCUGAUUCUUGCAGUGAUGUCCUAUGACAGGUAUCUGGCUAUUUGCAACCCAUUACACUAUGUAACAAUCAUGUGCAUUAAUCUUCAGCUUUACCUUGUUAGUUUCUGUUGGUUUCUAAGUUUCACAAUUUCCAUUGUUCCUGUAAUUUUUAUUAGUAAACUGGAUUUAUGUGCUUCACAUACCAUUAAUCAUUUUUUCUGUGAUUUUGCCCCCCUCUUACAACUUUCCUGCUCAGACACAUCACUUGUAGAAUUGGUAGACACUGUUCUGGCCGUUCCUUUGUCUCUGUUUCCAGUCCUAUUUAUUAUCAUAACAUACAUCUGCAUAUUCAAUGCUAUUCUUAGAAUUCCAACCACCACAGGGAGACACAAAACUUUCUCUACUUGUAGCUCUCACUUGACCAUUGUAACCAUGUUUUUUGGGACACUGAUUGCAGUUUAUGUAGUUCCAUCAAACGAGAACUCAUUAGUUUCAAAAAAAAUUAUUUCCCUGCUCUACACUGUGGCGACCCCAUUGUUAAAUCCAUUAAUUUACAGUUUACAGAACAAGAAGAUAAGGACUGCAUUUCAAAAAUACUUGCAGUGCAUGGUUUUGUAG
Messenger RNA from Xenopus laevis (African clawed frog), 1191 nucleotides. RefSeq names its product olfactory receptor 6B2-like. The record is from RefSeq and is a predicted model, not a curated record. The coding region runs from base 1 to 1191 and encodes 396 amino acids. The transcript is spliced from 2 exons. NCBI's taxonomy places the organism in Eukaryota, Metazoa, Chordata, Amphibia, Anura, Pipidae.